This is a messenger RNA of Penicillium angulare, 687 nucleotides long. RefSeq lists its product as uncharacterized. The transcript has 3 exons. NCBI's taxonomy places the organism in Eukaryota, Fungi, Ascomycota, Eurotiomycetes, Eurotiales, Aspergillaceae. The record is from RefSeq and is a predicted model, not a curated record. Bases 1 to 687 code for a protein of 228 amino acids.
AUGCCUUCGAACGAGAAAAGAAGUUCCAGGAUUACUGUCGCAUGCGGCUCUUGCAGAACCAAAAAGCAAAAGCACAAAGGCCAGUCUGUCGACAGUGUCUCGAAUACAAUCGGCCAUGUGAAUGGCCUGAACAAUUACGCCGGACCCGCAAAGGGACAUGUCGAAUCAUUGGAACAUAGGCUUCAAAUUACAGAAGGGUUGCUAUUAAGGCUUCUUCCUGAAAUAUCAGAUGCACGAUUAAAGUCUAUUCUACCUGACCAGACGAACAGUGGGCUAUCAUAUGCGCCACUGGCAAGAUUAGAAAAACGAGGAAUAGAAGAUUGGUCCCAGUACCCGCUGGACUCUUUCAAGAAUAUUCGGGGGUGGCAACAAGCAUGUAUCGGCCAGAGCAGCGACGAUAAUAUUUAUCCCCACGAGCCUGUCACUUCGACGAAGACCAGGGCGUCUCGAGGCAUCAAAAGGAAAUUACCCAUGGAAAUUGAGAGUCACAGCCCUCCUCAAAAACGGGAGAUCUUGCCUGCAGGGCUUAAACAAGCGGAUCAGGGCUCAAUUCCAAAAAAAAGAACUCUUUCCAACUCUCACGAGGAGCUACCGCAAUCCUCUCAACCUUUCCACUGGGAAAUGCAGCCUGACAGUGAUCCGCCUGCUCCGACCAAACCGAAGACGAUUUCGCAAUUCUUCUGGUGA